Macrosiphum euphorbiae (potato aphid) is the source of this 435-nucleotide messenger RNA. The record is from the annotation of a GenBank genome assembly. NCBI's taxonomy places the organism in Eukaryota, Metazoa, Arthropoda, Insecta, Hemiptera, Aphididae.
AUGGAUCCUCCGAUGUUACCACCGAGCAUAUUCGGCAUUCACGAAGAUCCCAUUACAUACGCGACACUCAGAGUCAGACCAUCAUAUCCGCUAGAUCAUAUUGACGGCCCACUUGACGAUAUUUCUAAUCAACAAUCGGUCGACGUAAACGAUGGAAACGACGUAAACGACGGACCGGAUUUUUUCGAUCGAGACGUACAUUCACAGUCUCAAUUCACCACCCCCGCAUCAUGUGAUCGAGCAACUUACCCUCUUCACCCCACGCCGUCACGUAAACUGAAACGAAAACUACCACAAUCACCCGCAAGUCCACAACCAUUCGAUGUAAAUGACGGUCCGGAUUUUUUCAUUCCAAUAAGUACAUCAACGCCGAUUCAACCAACUUACACCCAACACCCAGCACCAGUACGCGAUGUUAGACGAAGAUUAUUUUAA